CACAAUAUUAUUAAUAUUAUUAUUUUUUAAAUACCCCUUCUCAUAGAGUAGACCUCAAAUUUUUACACAGUGUGGACUAAGGUCGCUUCUGAGGCCCCUCCAGGGAUUAGGGGCUCUGAAGCUUAAGUUCAUUAGUUUCAUAGUAGAUCCGCCCCUGGUUGUGGUCGCUUCCUCCUAGUGGUUUCUUUACCUUGAGUUCCGUUAUCAAAUCCGAAACAAUAGAAACAAUUAGAAACAAUAAUAAGCGGGAAAAAUAAAUAAUGAGAUUUGAAUUAAGUCAAGUAAGGCAAACUUAAUGCAAUAAAAGCUUUACACUGUACCAGUACAUGUGGCAAUAAACUAAACUAAACUAGAGCCUUGAUGAAGGCAAACCUGGAAUGUUGGUACAGUUGGUCUCCAUACCUAGGACACAUUAAAGUGAGUGCAACAAAGAUUCACGAGAACAAUUCCAGUGAAAAUGAGUUUACCACAGGAAGAAAGAUUAGACAGGCUGGAACUACACAUCAGAAUAAGAUGUAGCUGUACGGACUGAGUUAAAUAAAAAGUUCUUCAUCAGAGAGGUGCAUAAUCUUUGGAAUUAUAUACUCUGGACAAUGACGUUGUCUUUGUUCAAAAGACAGCUAGAUACAUUUAUGGAUAUUAAGGAAAGCAAGGGAUAUGGCGAGCAUGUCGGAAAAUGACAUUGAGACCAAUCAUCUUGCUUGCUGAUGAUUCUCUCUGCUUGAUUUAUCUAUCCAUCAAUGACCCAACCACAUACGUUGAAAGCCUAUCUGACCUGGUUCUGAUCCUCAGUCACAUUUCUGAAAGCAACUGGUGGUUCUUAAUGAAUGGUGGAGAGGACUCAAAGGGCCAGAUGCCCUUCUCAUGUUAUUUCUGUUGAGCAAUGGAAUUUAAUGCUGUCAGUCAUUUUCCUCAUCUCAUUCAAUAAUCCUUCAAUUUCUGCCUCUAUAUCAGAAACUUAUUCAAAGAUUAUAGUCGAUGAAUUUCGGGAAUCUGAACAGAGUUUAAUUCAUCGACAAACAUUAGUGCUCAACAAAACCUUCUUCGCACAAUUCAUGAAUCUGAAAACUCCAAAUGAGAUUGACCUUGGACGUCUUGUCACACUUAUAGAACGUGGUGCUGACGUAAAUUUCUCAGACAGGGAAGGCCAUACUGUUCUGCAUGAGGUGGCUCGAAACUGGCAUGUAGAUGUUGCAUCAUUUCUUGUAGAGAGAGGUGCUGAAGUGAAUCGCACAAACGUGUAUGGCAGGACACCUCUUCAUGUGGCAGCUUCUGCGAACAAUGUGGAAAUAAUUGAAUUCCUUAUCCAGAAAGGAGCAAAAGUGGACGUAGUUUCAGAUGGUGACCUGGUGACACCAAUGCACUGUGCCGCAAAAAACGAUGCCGUGGAUGCUCUCGUAUGCUUAUACAAUCAUCAUGCAAAUAUUCACAAAAGAGACUUCAAACAAAGGACACCACUCUUUCUUGCUGCUACAUAUGGUUAUAAUGAUUCAGCCAUGAAGUUACUAAAGAUGGGAGCUAGUGCAACAGUAGAAGAUGAUACAGGAUUCUCAUGUCUAAUGGAAAUGAUAAUCAAAAUGCCUACAGUGGCAAAAUAUGCAUUAGACCAGCUGCACAUUAUUGAUGAAGCAAGAAAGAAACAGCAAUAUUACCUCACAUACGUAACACUUCAUUGUGAUAAUGCUGGUAAAACCGAAUGCCACAAGAACCUGGUAAGAUAGUUUUCUUUUAACAUGGGCAGUUUUUUCUUAAUGUCUCAUUAUAUUCUUGCUAUCAUUUCUCAGUUUACACAUCAGAGCAUUGUCCUGGGCGCAAUUAUUUUCAACUGCUUCUUCAAUGACCUUCUUUCCAUCAAUAAGUGGAAAAUGGGGAUGCUCGUGGAUGUUGCCAAUUCAAUUACUUUCGCAACUAUUCAGCUAAUGAACCAGUGCAUGCCUCCAUUCAGCAAAAUUCAGGGGAACAGAAAAAAUGGGCAAUAACCAUCUCCAACAUAAGAACAUCUAACUAUUUAAUCCUGAUGUUCACAGUAUUAUCACCAUCAAGUCUUUAAACAAAGUUGGUCAACAUUGAUCAGAAACAUGACUGCCAAGCAACAUAAAUACUGUGGUUCCAAGAAUAGGUCAUAAACUGGGUAUCCUGCAGUGAAUUUCACACUUUCCAAUCCACCAAAACCUUCCACCAUCUACAAGGAACUUGUCAGGGCAAUGAUAGGAUAUCAUCCACUUGCCUGGAUGAGUGCAAUUGCAACAACUGUCAUGAAGCUUGAAUCUCUUCUCAGCCUAUUUGAUUGGCAUUUUAUCCAUAAACCUUGAACCUUCAUUCUCUUCACCCAGCACCACAGCGGCGGGAGUAUAUAAUCUGCAAACAGCAUAGUGAUUACAUCUAGACUACUUUCACACCAACUCUGCAAGCUGCACCUGUACCCUUGAGAAAAAGGGCUUCAAGUGCAUGGGAGUCAUGACCUACAUGUUUUCCAUCUAGAUGUGUCACCACUCUGAAGUCCAAAUCCUAGAACUCGGUUUAGGUUUUGGUUUAGGAUUAGGUUUAUUAUUGUCACAUGCACCGAGGUACAGUAAAAAGCUUAAUUUUGCAUGCUAUCCAAAAAAAUCAGAUAAUGUAAAAACAUAAUCAAGUCAAACUCAAGUAUACUAGGUAGAGCAAAUGGAAAGAUACAGAAUGCAGCAUAUAGAUCUCAGCAUUGUUACGCAUCAGUUCCAUAGACAUUAUAAUAUCAGCAUUGGUGUAGAAGUGAAUUGGACAGUACCCUAGUUUAUGGAAGGAUCCUUCAGAAACCUGAUAACAGAGAGGAAGAAGCUGUUCCUGAGUGUGAUGGUGCAUACUUUCAAGCAUUCUAUAUUUUCUGACAGAGGGCAACAGGGAGAACAAUGAAUGGCCGGGGUUUAACAAGAUUUGAUCUGCUUAUUUCAUUUGAAGUUGGUUCAUUUGUGAACGUAAAGAUAUUUUAUUUAUUGAUUUAUUAUUUAUUUAUUAUGUGUACUCUGCACUUCUGUUGUCAUUCUCAUAUCAUCUAUCAUUCAACAUUUUCAACAGGGUGACACACUGGUGAAACUGGUAGAGCCGCUGUCCUACAGCUCCAUAGACCCGGGCCCAAUCCCAACACCGGGCACCGCCUUCGCAGAGCCUGCAUGCUCUCCCAGUGAACAUGUGGGUCCCCCUGGCACUCCGGACCCCCUCCCCCUCCUCCACACCUGAAAGAUGUGCGGCCUGCAGGCCAAUUGGCCCCUGAAAAUUGUCCCUUCUGUGCAGGGUGUGGAUGCAAAAGUGGGAUAACAUAAAACUAGUGUGAAUGUGUGAUUGGUGAUCGAUGAGGACUCCCCAAUAACUUUGAGCGAAGAACUCAUCGGAAGAACUGCAGUAAUUAAGAAGUCAGCUUACUACCAGUACACUAGGUAGUUAGGGAUGGACAAUAAAUGCUGGUCUUGAAAAGUGAAUAAAUCAAGAAACAACCUAAAACAAAUCUGCAAAGAUAAUUGUUGAAAUGUAUUGAGACCUGGUUUAUAUUUAUCAAGUAAAAAAUAUAAAUUUUCCUUGGAAUGACUCAAGCUUCUGAUAUGUUAAUGUUUUUAGAAAGUAAUUGAACAAAGUGAUAUCAGCAAGUUUACUAUUAAUUGAAGCCCCUGUCCCACUCUGCCGAGUUUUCCCUUGACUCAUACUCGCAGCAUGGUCGCCACGAGGUUGUAGGAGGUCGUAGGAGGUCUAGGAGGUCUUUGUAACUCUUCCUCAUGCUCGUGAGUGGUCUCCGCGUACGCGUGGCCUCAAGUAGUAAUGUCCACGAGUAAAAAAGGUCAGGAUGGAAAAAGUUUAUACUUUUUACUCAUAGGUAGGUCGUAGGUAGGUCGUGAUGGUAGUCGUAGAUAGUUGUGGAUAGUCGUAGGUAGUGGUGGGUCAGUAACUGACCCGAGAAAAAAAAUGCAAACAGGACAUCAUUUUAUCAUGUGAUCAUUUUCCACCCGUAGCUAGUCGUAAUUGGUCUUAGGUGUGGAAGACUGAGGUCGAGCGGGGUCUUAGGAGGUCGUAGAUAUAGUCGAAGGAGGUCGUAGAUAUAGUCGUUGCAGGUCGUUUACAUAGUCGUAGGAGGUCUUUUAAUUCGGCGAGUCAACACGACCGUGACAUAUUUUUCAACUCGUCUAGUGUCUUCUAAACUCGUGGAUUAGGUCGUCCAAGUGGGGCGGGCCGGGCCCUUAAUGCUACUAGAUUUGUUUUGUUAUUCAUGGUUUCAAUUAUUGUUUCCUACAAAAACAGAUUUCCAGUUCACUUUUGAAAGCUGCCCAAUUGUUCUUUAAGCCAAUGCAUUCCAGAUCAUAACAGAUCAUUGUUUUACUAAGCUAGACACAAAAAGCUGGAGUAGCUCAGUGGGUCAGACAGUAUCCCUGGAGAAAAGGAAUACGUGACGUUUCGGGUCGAGACCCUUCUUCAGACUGAGAGUGAGUGGAAAGGGAAAUGAGAGAAAUAAAUGGUGAUAUAGAGAGAUAGAGAACAAAUGAAUGAAUGAUAUGCAAAAAAGUAACAAUGAUAA
Messenger RNA from Leucoraja erinaceus (little skate), 4537 nucleotides. RefSeq names its product ankyrin-1-like. Lineage: Eukaryota; Metazoa; Chordata; Chondrichthyes; Rajiformes; Rajidae. Bases 828 to 1721 code for a protein of 297 amino acids. Gene Ontology annotation, molecular function: protein binding. The transcript has 7 exons. The record is from RefSeq and is a predicted model, not a curated record.